Messenger RNA from Saprolegnia parasitica CBS 223.65, 2559 nucleotides. RefSeq lists its product as hypothetical. The transcript is spliced from 2 exons. The coding region runs from base 1 to 2559 and encodes 852 amino acids. Lineage: Eukaryota; Oomycota; Saprolegniomycetes; Saprolegniales; Saprolegniaceae. The record is from RefSeq and is a predicted model, not a curated record.
AUGUACCAGGAUGCUGCGAACCUGAUCGAUGACGCUACCGCCAAUGUGCGCACCCGUCGUCUCCAAGCCAGCAUCGCACCGCCACUUCGCAUCGACGGCAUCGACGGUGCCAUCACGUGGCCACUCGCACCCGCGCACGCAGCAGCCUUCGCAGCACUCGACAUUCCCAAUGGCACCCUUCUCCCGACGUCUUUUGCUUUUGUUCAACCUACUGCAUGGCGCAAAAUCGUCCAGAACGAGCUGCAUCGGGAGGCGGCCAGUGCGAUUACGGACGCUGACCUCGUUCUCUCGCACCUCGUGAUCGACGCCGUUGGCACCGGCGCCGCGCUCGUGCCGACAAACAUGCCAGUUGACGCCUUUGGCUACAUGGUUCUGCACUUGCCAUCGGCCUACGAUGGCGGUGAGAUGACGUUCAGCUAUCGCUACUCGAUCGAAACAUGGACACCCGACAAGGCCGAUGUCGAAAUCGCCGCAACCUUCCGCGACCUCGUCCCUACCUCGGCGCCAAUCACAAGAGGAGUGCGCAUGGCACUCGUCUUCCGUCUCGUCAUGAUCCACAACGACGAUGACAUUCCGGCACCAUGCAACCAAACCGAGGCCGUCGCCGCCUUCCAGCGCGUUGCCGAGCUGCCGCUACACACGCACCAACUCAUUUCGUGCAAUCCUGACGAAGACGCUUCGAUCGACCAUAUCUGGACCUUUGAGACUCUCGAUCCGUACGAAGCGGGCUUGGUGGACGCGCUUAUGACCACCGAACUCUACGACGUUGCGAUUGUGACGUUUGCCAAAGAGUCGGACAAGGAUAUGAUCUAUGAGAAGGCGCUGCGCCGUUCUAGUGACGACGACGAGUACGAGCCCAAGACGACGUAUCGAGUCGCCACAUGCUCGCCGCACCCGUCGAGUCGCAUCCCAUCGACGGUCCUUCACGCGCUCGUGGGCAGCCGCGUCGACGCCUUUGUUAGCUGCGACAGGCCCAUCACGACGGUAGCGGCGUGCAUUCAUGCGUGUCUCGAGCGGUAUGGAUGGGACCCGCUGGCCCCUGCGAUGCUCGGUCUCAUCUCUCGGUGGUACCGGCCGUUGAGGCCUCACGCCCCAUGCUGGCACUCUAUUGGUGUCGACUGCAUGCCACGUCUCCUUGCGAGUCUCGCAGGCAUCACCAAGGACGCGGUGUGUCUGCCACUCAACCAGCCGCUUGUGUGCGAGUUGAUCAAGCGCUGCUACCACCAUGCGCUCGACCAGCAUCGGUUUCUUCCAGAGAGCAAGUGCGAGCACGAGGUGUUGCGUCGGUUUGCCACCCACGUCAUUCUCCUCGACUGGUACCUUGACGAAGGCGCGCCGAAUGCGGCCGGCGGCAACUACCUCAGCACCUUCUUGCCGCCCAGCAUGAUCCUUGCAGUCGACACCUAUGUGUACGAUCAUCUACCCGGCACGUCGACGCUACUCAGCAUAAGGGCACAGUCGAUGGCAUCGAGGCUGCUCCUCUAUGUUCCCGAAGCGCUCGUUUUUGCGAUGAAAAGUCAGCCGACGAUCUCCAUCGACCUGUACCUCGGCGUCAUCGAGCGCGCUCUCGAGACGUUCAAUGGAGACAGCAUGCGAAUUGAAAUGCUGGGGGCGACCAUCUUUUCGAGCAUCCUCAAUCUGCUGGACCGAGCCGGACGCUGCGAUGGGGCUCGAUUUAAAGCGGUUUGGACGCUCUUCUACCCGGCGUCGGUCGCCGGAACCCGGCAGCUGCUCCACCAACGAACACUGCAGGACGAGGUGCGCGCAUGUAUCGCGUCGCUUGUGCUGGCGAUUGCGCCGACGCUCUCGACCAUGAAGGUUUGGCGGCGAUCGGGAUACAACGACUGCUACACCUCAUGGGAGCAGCUCGGCUUGAUGGCUGUCGAGGUGCUUGUGAUCGUCGACCCGACACGAAUGCCGACGCUUCUGCAGAAAUGGCUCGAGGCCAUGGACCGUGAGACGCCACUUGGUGAGGAAAAGUCGUCUUUCAACCGAGUAGUACAAGCUCAAGAACUUUACUUUCCGUUGGCCCAACUGCUUGCCAACACUGUGCCGCAGCACGUCGACGAGAUUCACGGAAAAAUUGUGCAGCGCUGCCUCGAUGUGUUUGGCGCUGCUCGUCGUCGUAUCCCACUCCUUCCCAUCAUCUCCGAUUACAUAUUGGACGACUCGUCACUGGAUGCAACCCAUUGCUAUCUCUGCAAGAUCUUGGCCGACUUUUUGAACGACGGCACCCGAUUCUCGCUGCGCUCGCUGCAUGUCCCGGCGCUCUGUGAUGCAGCGCAAGGCUCUAUUGAGAUCAACCGCCAUCGCCUCAAGCUGCGUCGCAAAGCUCGUACGUCGUAUUACGAUGUCAUCAAGGUGCCACUCAAAGGCGGCCCGGGCGUGGGCCAACUGUACGAGCUUGGCGUCACCCAGCGUCAAGAUACCGAGGAUCGCGCGCGUGUUGUGGUUCUGGACACUAUUGUGGCCGACGACCAGCGACGACCAGCGACCAACGGCGACACGCCGCAUCAACAUUGCGUCAAGCGCCAGCGACGAAGUUUUUCUUACCGGUAG